AUGAGUCCAAAGCAAGGAGAAGAGCAUCCAAAAGAACACCAAUAUGGUAGCGAACAAGUACUGGACAAGCAAAAUCUUGCCGCUCCUUUGAAAUCUGCGGUCGAUAAGUUCCAGCUUCUUCCUGAGUUUUUGAAGGUGAGAGGAUUGGUGAAACAGCAUUUGGACUCGUUUAAUUACUUUGUUAAUACUGGUAUAAAGAAGAUUGUCCGUGCAAAUGAUCGCAUUGUGUCUGGAAUUGAUCCGAGUAUAUAUCUUAGGUUUAAAGAUGUUAGAAUUGGUCAGCCAUCUGUGACCAUGGAUGGUGUCAGUGAAAAGCUUAAUCCUCACAUGUGUCGGCUAUCUGAUAUGACGUAUGCUGCUCCGAUAUUGGUUAAUAUUGAAUAUAUUCAAGGGAGUCAUACUGAAAAGACUAUCAUGGAGAAGAAUGAUGUUGUUAUUGGAAGAAUGCCUAUCAUGCUACGUAGUUGUUGUUGUGUUCUAUACGGGAAAGAUGAGGCUGAACUUUCGAGACUUGGUGAGUGCCCUCUAGAUCCUGGAGGAUAUUUUGUCAUUAAAGGAACCGAGAAGGUGAUAUUAAUACAAGAACAACUUUCAAAGAAUAGAAUAAUUAUUGAUACUGACAAGAAGGGGAAUAUAAAUGCAUCCGUUACAAGUAGUACUGAGACAGUAAAAAGCAAAACAGUUAUUCAGAUGGAGAAGGAGAAGAUGUAUUUGCUUCUCAACCAGUUCAUGAAAAAGAUUCCUAUAAUGAUUGUCAUGAAGGCUAUGGGAAUGGAAAGUGAUCAAGAGGUUGUACAAAUGGUUGGAAGAGAUCCAAGAUUUAGUUCCUUGCUUUUGCCUUCAAUUGAGGAAUGUGCAAGCCUUGAUAUAUAUACACAAGAGAAGGCCUUGGAAUACCUUGAGGGAAAGGUGAAAAAGUCUACAUUUAGUGCUCCAUCAUCUGAUAAGGAAGGGAGAGCUUUGGCUAUCCUUCGGGAUGUAUUUCUUGCUAAUGUUCCUGUGCAUAACAAUAAUUUUCGUCCAAAAUGUUUAUAUGUUGCGGUAAUGUUAAGAAGGAUGAUGGAGGCAAUGCUAAAUAAGGAUGCUAUGGAUGACAAGGACUAUGUGGGAAAUAAACGGUUGGAAUUAUCAGGCCAAUUAGUUUCACUACUUUUUGAGGAUUUAUUCAAGACAAUGAUUAGUGAGGUUAAAAAGACAGUAGAUAUCAUUCUAUCAAAGCCUAGCCGGUCUAGCCGGUUUGAUCUUUCUCAAUUUAUAGUUAGAGACAGCAUUACUGUUGGCCUUGAAAGGACCCUUUCUACUGGAAAUUUUGAUGUCAAGCGGUUCAAAAUGCACAGGAAAGGAAUGACACAGGUGCUGGCUAGGCUUUCCUUCAUUGGGACCUUGGGUCACAUGACAAGAAUCUCACCACAAUUUGAGAAGUCUAGGAAAGUUAGUGGACCGAGAGCAUUGCAACCAAGCCAAUGGGGUAUGCUUUGCCCAUGUGAUACUCCAGAAGGUGAAGCUUGUGGACUGGUAAAAAAUUUGGCCUUAAUGACUCAUGUUACAACUGAUGAAGAGGAAGGUCCUUUAAUUUCUCUGUGCUAUUGUUUGGGCGUUGAGGACUUGGAAUUACUCUCUGGAGAAGAGCUUCACACUCCAACUUCGUUUUUGGUUAUAUUUAAUGGGCUUAUCCUUGGCAAGCAUAGGAGGCCUCAGCGUUUUGCUGAUGCCCUGAGGAAGUUGCGAAGAGCUGGUAAAAUUGGCGAGUUUGUAAGUGUCUUUGUUAAUGAGAAGCAGCGCUGUGUUUAUAUUGCUUCUGAUGGAGGACGGGUUUGUCGUCCACUUGUCAUCGCUGACAAGGGUGUGUCAAGGAUCAAACAGCAUCAUAUGAAGGAGUUGGCGGAUGGAGUGCGCACUUUUAAUGACUUUUUGCGUGACGGAUUGAUUGAGUAUCUUGAUGUUAAUGAGGAGAACAAUGCUCUGAUUGCUUUAUAUGAAGGAGAAGCUACGCUUGACACAACUCACAUUGAGAUAGAACCUUUCACCAUCUUAGGUGUUUGUGCUGGGCUAAUCCCAUAUCCUCACCAUAAUCAAUCACCAAGAAAUACCUAUCAGUGUGCUAUGGGGAAGCAAGCCAUGGGAAAUAUAGCAUAUAAUGAGUUAUGUCGGAUGGACACAUUGCUUUACCUAUUGGUGUAUCCUCAACGGCCUUUACUAACAACGAGGACAAUUGAACUGGUUGGAUAUGAUAAGCUUGGAGCUGGUCAGAAUGCAACUGUUGCUGUGAUGAGUUAUAGUGGCUAUGACAUAGAGGAUGCAAUAGUCAUGAACAAGUCCUCUUUAGACCGUGGUUUUGGCCGUUGUAUUGUUAUGAAAAAGUAUUCUGCCAUCAAUCAAAAGUAUGAAAAUAAUACAUCAGAUAGAAUAUUAAGGCCGGAUAGAACGGGGCCUGCUGCUGAAAGGAUGCAGAUAUUGGACGAUGAUGGAAUUGCUGCUCCUGGGGAAAUUAUUAGACCGAAUGACAUUUAUAUUAAUAAAGAGUCCCCUAUUGAGACAAGAGGAACAAUGGUAUCUUCAACGGGACAAUCAGAUAGUAAAUAUAGGCCCACUAGACAAACAUACAAAGGUCCAGAAGGGGAGACAUGUGUAGUUGAUAGAGUCGCUCUUUGUUCCGAUAAAAAUAAUAGCUUAUGUAUCAAGUUCUUAAUUCGCCAUACUCGAAGACCUGAGGUUGGUGACAAAUUUAGCAGCAGACAUGGGCAGAAAGGUGUCUGUGGAACUAUAAUUCAACAGGAAGAUUUUCCAUUUUCUGAACGCGGCAUUUGUCCUGAUUUAAUCAUGAAUCCUCAUGGAUUUCCCAGUCGAAUGACUGUAGGGAAGAUGAUCGAGCUUUUGGGGGGUAAAGCAGGAGUUUCGUGUGGUAGGUUUCAUUAUGGUAGUGCCUUUGGCGAACCAAGUGGUCAUGCAGACAAGGUUGAAACUAUAAGUGAAACCCUGGUGAGGCAUGGCUUUAGCUACAGUGGCAAGGACUUGAUUUAUUCAGGCAUCUCGGGUUGUCCUCUGCAAGCAUAUAUUUUCAUGGGUCCAAUUUACUACCAAAAGUUAAAACAUAUGGUCCUAGAUAAAAUGCACGCCCGAGGCAGUGGACCUCGUGUCAUGCUAACUCGACAACCUACUGAAGGAAGAGCUCGAAAUGGAGGAUUACGAGUUGGAGAAAUGGAACGUGACUGUUUGAUUGCUUAUGGUGCUAGCAUGCUGAUUUUUGAGCGCCUAAUGAUUUCUAGUGAUCCUUUUGAAGUUCAGGUCUGCAGAGUGUGUGGUUUGUUGGGUUAUUAUAACCAUAAGCUGAAAGCUGGGAUUUGCUCAACAUGUAAAAAUGGGGAUAAUAUUUCUACCAUGAAACUGCCAUACGCAUGCAAGCUCCUAAUCCAGGAACUCCAAUCAAUGAAUAUUGUUCCUCGCUUGAAACUAGUGGAGGCAUGAUGUGAUUUCAAUUCUCAAAAAUCUCAGGCUAUAUGAACUUCAAAAAGAAAUGUAUCUGGCUGAUGGAUUUGUGAUCUAAUCUUUACAAGGAAAUGCAGAUCACAGACUAUUUACCGGAAACUUUUUUCUGAAGUGUGCAUGCAAGCUUAAGUUUGUUAGAUGCUUAGAAUGUUCAAGCAUUGCUGUUGCAAAGAAUAUGUUUUACUUGAGAGUUGGCCUGAAGGGUAUCGUAGAAUAGAGAAUUGCCACGAGAAAGCACACCAAAUAUGCAACAGCUAUGUGGUGUGACAAUAUUUGGGCUGUUGAAAACCUUUCUUCAGUUUUGGGUGGUUCAUUGGCUAUUGAGGAUUCUACUGUUCGGAUAGUUUUUACAAUAGUUGAUCGAAGUUUUGGGAUGGAAGCUGUUUUCUUGUACGUGUCAGUUUUGUCUCGUUAAUUUACUUGCAAUAGGAACAAAUAUUUUCUUGUUUAAGCAUGAACUUACCUUCAGUUUUUUUAUCAGUUCGACUUAGCCCAUAUGACACACAGAAUUGUGUAUAUAUGUAUAAGCGCAAUCGCGAGUCUUCCUGUGUCCGGAGCUCCUCGUUUUGAUAGAGAGCCGAUAUGUUUGCCUUCCAUUCUU
Pistacia vera is the source of this 4087-nucleotide messenger RNA. Its product is annotated as DNA-directed RNA polymerase III subunit 2. The record is from RefSeq and is a predicted model, not a curated record. Lineage: Eukaryota; Viridiplantae; Streptophyta; Magnoliopsida; Sapindales; Anacardiaceae. The transcript is spliced from 38 exons. Gene Ontology annotation, molecular function: DNA-directed RNA polymerase activity; DNA binding; ribonucleoside binding. The coding region runs from base 1 to 3465 and encodes 1154 amino acids. Gene Ontology annotation, biological process: DNA-templated transcription. Gene Ontology annotation, cellular component: RNA polymerase III complex.